Messenger RNA from Opisthorchis viverrini, 708 nucleotides. RefSeq lists its product as hypothetical. Gene Ontology annotation, molecular function: nucleic acid binding. Lineage: Eukaryota; Metazoa; Platyhelminthes; Trematoda; Opisthorchiida; Opisthorchiidae. Gene Ontology annotation, biological process: DNA integration. The coding region runs from base 1 to 708 and encodes 235 amino acids. The record is from RefSeq and is a predicted model, not a curated record. The transcript is spliced from 3 exons.
AUGCUCAGCUCUGAUAUGCUGCUGACCCACUACGACCCGAAACUACCGAUUACUGUGGUAGCUGACGCCUCCAACUGUGGAGUCGUUGCCGUCAUCCUACACGCCUUCCCGGACGGAUCAGAGAAAGCCAUUAUGCACGCGUCGAAAUCGCUUGCCUCAGCAGAACAGCGAUACGGCCAAAUAGAGAAAGAAGCGUUGGCAUUAGGCCAGCACCGCCUACCGGAGACUUUGGUAUCAGACAACGGAUCACAGUUCCUCUCCAGCUGUUUCCAAGAGUUCUGCCGGGAAAACACCAUCCCGCACGUCCGUUCGCCACCACACAAUCCGCAGUAUAACGGGCAGGCGGAACGUUUUGUCGAUACGUUCAAGCGGGCGCUGCUCAAGUCUCGAGGAGAGGGGACGCCCUUCGAAGCUCUCCAGAGAUUUCUUUUGGUCUAUCGGACCACUCCAAAUGAAUCUGUAGAAGAUCGGAAGUCACCCACCGAAGCGCUCAUGGGCCGGAAAUUGCGAACUACCAAUUCGGCCAUGUGUCCGGCACCGAUGGCUCGUUCCCGACCUGAGGUGAACACAAACCCGAACCAGUUUCAAAUAGGCGGAAGUGUUUUUGUAUAUCUGGACCGACACAAGAACCAACUGAGUCUACGUCAUCUAUUAGAGCCACCGGCAUCCCAGAGCGACCUUCCACUCGACAUACUUCUUGACACUUGA